AGAGUCGACGGGAGAGGAUAGGCGUCCGCGCGACACCCGACCACAACGGGGAUGACACGGUGACUCACUCUCAGUGCAGAUCUGGCCCUCAAAGUGUCGUCUUCACCGGCAUCCAUGAGGUUCGACCAAGCCGACGUGGUAACCUGCACCGCCCCGCCGUCGCCGAGAGGCCCGCCCGAAACAUCGGACAAGAUGGCAUCAUACCACCCGGCCGCGGCGGCCUCCUUCUUGCUCCAACGACCGACGGACUUCAGCGUCAGCUCCUUGUUGACGGCCGGAGCCGGCAGUGCCGGGGCCGCGACGACACCGCCGCAUCCGCCGGGAUAUCCUUACCCUCUGGGCGUCGGUUACCCCGGGACUCUCCUGCCGCGGCCUCCUCCGGGACAUCCUUACACCACCGCCGAGGACGUGGUCUUAGCUGCCGCCGCCGCCGCGCACCAUCACCCGGCCAUGGUCCGUCCCCUGCGAGCCAUACAGCCAGAGGACGACGGUAUCGUGGACGAUCCUAAAGUGACAUUAGAAGGCAAAGAACUGUGGGAGAAGUUUCACAAGUUAGGCACCGAGAUGGUUAUUACGAAGAGUGGCAGGCGCAUGUUCCCCGCCUACAAAGUCCGAGUUAUGGGGCUAGACAAAAAGGCCAAAUACAUCCUCCUUAUGGACAUCGUGGCUGCAGACGACUGUCGAUAUAAAUUCCACAACAGUAGGUGGAUGGUAGCGGGGAAAGCAGAUCCUGAAAUGCCCAAGAGGAUGUACAUUCACCCUGACUCGCCGAGCACAGGGGAACAGUGGAUGCAGAAGGUCGUCUCCUUCCACAAGCUCAAGCUCACCAACAAUAUAUCCGACAAGCACGGCUUCAUGAACAAUGAAGAAAUCAGUCUGACGAUACUAAACUCCAUGCACAAGUACCAGCCCAGGUUUCACCUAGUCCGUGCCAACGACAUCCUCAAGCUUCCUUACUCUACUUUCCGAACCUAUGUCUUCAAAGAAACUGAAUUCAUCGCUGUCACCGCCUACCAGAAUGAAAAGAUAACACAACUGAAGAUAGAUAACAAUCCAUUCGCCAAGGGGUUCCGGGAUACGGGAGCUGGGAAAAGAGAGAAAAAAAGACAGGCGCUGUUGGCUGCGCAGAGGCAUCAUGAGGAUACCAAGAGACCUUCAGAGCCCUCGAGAACGGAGCCUGAUGACGACAAGCUAGUCGACGUCGUAGGAACAUCGGACUCCAACCCCUUACACUCACUGCACCCUGGUCAUCACGUUGGCAGCCACCACCACCCAGCGUGGUUGUCUUUAUCCGCAGCAGGAGACCCGAUGUUGAGCGAGGAGACGAUAAGACGAAGGUUGGCUGCGGCACACCAUCCUCUUCAUCCGCUACCUCUGCCGCAUCCGGCGCCACCUCCUGAGCCGGACAGUGAGCCGGAGAGUAGUUGUAGCGACUCCGGGCCUUCCACUGCCUUCAGGCCGACGGCCUCCUCCCCCACCGCCGACUCGCCUACCGCCCCUGGACCUUCAGGUCAGCAGCAGGGCAACAGCGACUACCCUUCACCAAACAUCUCAGUGGGACCUCCUAUACACCCGCCACCUCCACUACUGCCCUACCUCGGCUACCAUGGCCUCUACCCCGGGGCCAGCGGGGGCCAUCCUCUGCUGGGCCCUGGACACCCUCUGUCACUGUUCGGGGCCGCGCAUCACUCGCCCAGUCUCCUCGCCUUCAACACGCUCGCCCUGGCGUCGCAACAUCCCUUCUUCAACCACGCAGCGUACAGCGCGGCCGCCGGGCUCAGCCCACAUCCGCACUCGCACUCGCUCAAAGCCGCAGCCCUCGCCUCAGGAGUUCACAGGUUCGCUCCAUACUCACUACCCGUGACCCCACACUCGGUGGUCGGGGGAUCACCACUGGGCAGCGCGUUCGAGACAGUCACUCCAGGCACGACUAGUCCGUCGCUACAACAACCAUCGCCUCCUCCUACCGCGUCCCCAGACGCUCCUUCCUCGUCGCCCAAGCCAGCGGACACGGGGUCCACUGCCAGCGAGCUCAAGAGCAUAGAGAAGAUGGUGAACGGACUAGAAGUAAAAGCUACGGCCCACCCCGACCUCCUCAACCACCAUCACGUCAAGUGCGAAGACUCGAGUAAAUGAGAGGCGGCCGAGGGAGGCUUCAUCGUCGUACGUUGAGACUGAUGCCUCCCGUGUACAUACUCUGUACAUACGCGUGUACAUAACUACGAGUGUACAUACCCGUACUGUACAUACCCGGCCCCCAACCCGUUAUAUUAUUGUUUAUUAGUCGAUAGCUUUAAAUGCACAAAGAGAUUUGUAUUAAACAUAAACGUGACGGAAAGAGUGUUUGUCGUAGGAUGGAAACUUAGCAAUAACGUAGCUUCUCGCCAACAGCCUGUGUAGUGUAUAUUACUGUAUCAUUAUUGGUUAGCAUAGUCCUGUGCUGAACUCUCGACCGAUAUAUCUAUGUGAAUACAAAUAUACAGUAUAAGCCAUGUGUAUUUUAUCUCCUGCGUUCCUUCGCGUACAGUCGUGGUUGCCUCUGUGCCGUUAUAAGUCAUUCGUACCUUGAAGUUGAAGCCAUGUACCGAGUCACAAGCAGAUCAGGUACAUCGCGUUAUGUGUUCCAACGAAUUAUGAUUUAAUGUUGUAAUAUGUUUGUAUUAUGUUGUACAGUCUCCUAAAUUCUGUAUAAUUCGAAAACACAGUUUAUAAUA
This is a messenger RNA of Macrosteles quadrilineatus (aster leafhopper), 2714 nucleotides long. It is a transcript of the gene bi, whose product is annotated as optomotor-blind protein. Gene Ontology annotation, molecular function: RNA polymerase II cis-regulatory region sequence-specific DNA binding; DNA-binding transcription factor activity, RNA polymerase II-specific. Gene Ontology annotation, cellular component: nucleus. Gene Ontology annotation, biological process: cell fate specification; positive regulation of DNA-templated transcription; regulation of transcription by RNA polymerase II. The coding region runs from base 115 to 2136 and encodes 673 amino acids. NCBI's taxonomy places the organism in Eukaryota, Metazoa, Arthropoda, Insecta, Hemiptera, Cicadellidae. The transcript has 9 exons. The record is from RefSeq and is a predicted model, not a curated record.